AUGGAGUCAGAUAUUGAAGAUGAUAUUUUAAUAUUGUCGGCUGCCUCCUUGCUUCUUCGUCGCCAGACUAAAAAGAAAAAAAUGAAGAAACGUCGUUUCACUGUCAGUCCAUAUUUGAAACUUCGAAAUAUCAAGGGCCGUUUCGUCAAAGACUUUGAAGAUCUCAGGCAGUUUCCCCCAGCGUUUAAGGAGAACUUCCGAAUGACACCUGCUGAUUUUGAUAAUUUGUUGAAACUUCUGGAGCCACAACUUUCUCCAAAACACCACUCGAGACCAGAUUCCUUCACUUCGUCAGAAAAAUUAGCAAUGACAUUGGAAUAUUUGGCGUCCGGAUCGUACCAGCGCCACAUUGCAUCGGUGUAUAGAGCAAGUAAACAAGCUAUUGGAAAGGUUAUUGCAGAUGUUUGUGAUGGAUUAUAUCAGGCCCUCAAGACAGAAUAUUUGAAAGUGAUUACUUUGGCCUAUAAACCUACAUCAUCUGAUUGGUUAGAAAUUUCGAACAGGUUUAAUGCCCAAUGGAAUAUGCCCAACUGUCUUGGAGCAAUUGAUGGGAAACAUGUAGCAAUCACCAUUCCACCAAAUAGUGGCAGUGCAUUUUACAACUAUAAGGGAUUCUUCAGCAUAGUUCUAAUGGCAGUCGGUGAUGCCGAUUACCGAUUAUCGUAUAUCGACGUUGGAUCGUAUGGGAGUGAGGGAGAUAGCACAGUAUUCAGGAAUUCCGCCUUCGGGAAGGCCUUGUAA
Folsomia candida is the source of this 741-nucleotide messenger RNA. RefSeq names its product protein ANTAGONIST OF LIKE HETEROCHROMATIN PROTEIN 1. The record is from RefSeq and is a predicted model, not a curated record. The coding region runs from base 1 to 741 and encodes 246 amino acids. NCBI's taxonomy places the organism in Eukaryota, Metazoa, Arthropoda, Collembola, Entomobryomorpha, Isotomidae. The transcript is spliced from 5 exons.